Molecule: messenger RNA, 3462 nt
Organism: Oryctolagus cuniculus (rabbit)
Lineage: Eukaryota; Metazoa; Chordata; Mammalia; Lagomorpha; Leporidae
Gene: IL4R
Product: interleukin 4 receptor
Biological process (GO): cytokine-mediated signaling pathway; production of molecular mediator involved in inflammatory response
Cellular component (GO): membrane; external side of plasma membrane
Molecular function (GO): protein binding; cytokine receptor activity
Source: RefSeq, a predicted model, not a curated record
AGAGCCUGGCUACCAAGCGAAAUCGCUCAGGGGUCAGGCGGUCCGGGCCGAGCCCAGUCCCCGAGCCCCAGUCCGGGCAGCCUCUGUCUCCCCGAGACCAGGGAAGCUUUGGGGGCCGCGGGGCGCGAGGCGGCGGCUCGGACCUCGCGGGGACAGAGCCCGCGGCCGGGGCGGAGCCGGUGGUGCCUGGCUGGGCGGUGCAUGCAAAUCCGCCGGGCGCCGGGGCGGGGCGCAGGAAGCCCGGGCGGGUUGGGUCCCGCGCCCAGGAAAACCCCGCGCCGCGCCGCCCGGGGCUCCCCUCCUUCUCGUUCGGGCGCCCGGUGGGCGAAUGGACCAGGAGCCGUCAGGCCCCUUCCCCUGUCCCGAUGGGGCGGCUUUGCUCUGGGCUCCUGCUCCCCGUGAGCUGCCUGAUCCUGGUGUGGGCGGCAGCCUCUGGGAGUGCCCAAGUGCUACACAAGCCCUCCUGCAUCUCCGACUACCUCAGCAUCUCCACCUGUGAGUGGGAGAUGGCCCGUCCCACCAACUGCAGCACCGAGCUCAGCCUGUCCUACCAGCUGGAGGCUGUGGUCCCUGAGAACUACACGUGCAUCCCCGAGAACCUCAGAGACGCUGUGUGCGUGUGCCACAUGUUCAUGGAGGCCAUGUUCGGAGCGGACACCUACAAGCUAGACCUGUGGGCGGGGCCCCAGCUGCUGUGGUCAGCCUUCUUCAAGCCCAGCGAGAAUGUGAAACCCAAGACCCCCGGCAACCUCACGGUCCACACCAACAUCUCUGACAUGGUGCUGCUGACCUGGAGCAACCCAUACCCUCCGAACAACUUCCUGUAUGAUGACCUGUCCUACAUGCUAAACAUCUCCAGCGAGGCGGACCCCACGGAGAUCAAAAUCUACAACGUGACCUACCAGGGGCCCACCCUGCGCCUGCCAGCCAGCAGCCUCAAGGCCGGGGUUUCCUACUCGGUGCGGGUGAGGGCCCGGGCUGGGAGCUACAACAGCGCCUGGAGUGACUGGAGCGCCAGCGCCAGGUGGCAGAACCACUACCAGGUGCCCCUGGAGAAGCGCCUCCCACUGGGCGUCAGCAUCUCUUGUGUCGUCAUCCUGGCCAUCUGCCUGUCCUGCUAUUUCAGCGCCAUCAAGAUUAAGAAGGAAUGGUGGGAUCAGAUUCCCAACCCCGCCCACAGCCCCCUGGUGGCCAUCGUCAUCCAGGACUCUCAGGUGUCACCGUGGGAGAAGCGGGCCCAAGGCCAGGAACCAGCCAGGUGCCCACACUGGAAAACGUGCCUGACCAAACUCUUGCCCUGCCUGCUGGAACAUGGUGUGAAGAGGGAGGAAGAGUUGCCCAAGGCUGUCAGCAACAGGCCUUGCCAGGGCCCUGAGAAGCCUGCCUGGUGCCCGGGGCUGAGCAAGGCGGUGCUGUGGCCAGAGAGGAUCAUCGUGGUGCAGUGCGUGCAGCUGCUGGAGGCCCCGGCGCAGGGCGAGGAGGAGGCCGUGGAGGAGGACAGAGCGGGCAGCCCGUGCCCAUCGCCCGCGAGCAGUGCGGGCGGCUUCCUGGACGGCAGGGAGGGCAUCGCGGCCCGGCUCACGGAGAGCCUCUUCCUGGACCUGCUGGGGGAUGAGCCUGGCUGGGGGCAGUCGGCCCUUCUCCCGUCCCCAGGAAGCGGGAGUGCCCCGAAGCCCCGGGCCGAGCCCCCAGAUUCCGGGUGGCCGGAGGAGGCAUCGCGGCAGGGCGAGGAGCCCGCCUUCCCUGCCAGCCUGGCUAGUGCCGGGACGCCCGUCGUCACAGACAACCCCGCCUACCGCAGCUUUAGCGCCUGCCAGAGCCAGACGCCGCCGAGUCCCCCAGAGUUUGCCCCCGAACCCCUGCUGGUCGAAGACUCCGGGAGCCCAGGUGCCGCCUCCGAGCUGGCCACCGGGCUGCAGCCUGAGCCGGGAAGCUGGGAACAUGUGCUACGCCAAUGGGUCCUGCAGCACGGGGCAGCCCCAGCCCCCGUCUCAACCCCCUCCAGUGGCUACCGGGAGUGUGUGCCGACCGAAAAGCAGGCUAGCGCCCAGGAUGGCACAGGGCCGGAAGCUGGCCCUCCCGGAGAGGCUGGGUACAAGGCCUUCGCCAGCUUGUUGGCUGGGGGCUCUGUCUACACGGGGACACCUGCGCCUGGGGCCAGCAGCGGGGGCGGGGGCUAUAAGCCCUUCGAGCACCUCGUCUGCCCCGGGGACCCGGCCCCAGUGCCCAUGCCCCUGUUCACCUUUGGACUGGACGUGGAGCCUCCUCCCUCCCCAGGGCAGCCUGCGGCCAAGGGAGGGGACGGGCAGAAGUCGCCGCCAUCCCCAGCGCAGGCCACGGAGCCCGUCAGGGAUGACCUGUGCAGUGGCAUCGUCUACUCUGCCCUCACCUGCCACCUGUGCGGCCACCUGAAACAGUGUCACGGGCAGGAGGAGAGCGGCCAGGCCCAGGUGGUGGCCAGCCCCUGCUGUGGCUGCUGCUGUGGAGACGGUGCUGAGCCCAGGAGCCCCUGGAGGACCCCGGAUCCCUCUUCGCCCCCCAACCAGGCUCACCUCCCUCCAGCUUCCCCGGAACCCCUAGGUGGCUUUGAGGAGGGCAAGCCCCAAGCGGCCAUCCCAUCUUCCCCCAGCCACACUUGGGACUCAAGCCAGCCCCCCAAAAUGGCGGGCCUGGUCUCCGCAGGGUCCACACACACGAGGGUUGCCUAGGUAUGGGCGCUUUUGCUGCUGAGGUCUUCGGGUGAGGCCUGGGGCUUCUCCAUGCCAGCCAGGAGCGUUGCCCUGGGGCUCAGCGAACCAUGGUGGGAAGGGGUGACGUUGGCCAAACCCCUGGGGCCUCAGGGACUCCCCUGCCCCGCCCCCCAGCGUCAGCCUGGGCUUGCUGCGUCCAUUGGAACUGGGUGCCACUGGGCCAGCUCUGCCCGGGCACUCCCCACGUGGUCCCGUCACACCUGCCCAAGCUGUGCCCUAGGCACCGAGUCACCUCGAACCCCGGGCCUGGGGGGAGCUGUUGUUGGGAGCUUAGAAACCAAGAAAGCCAACAUGGGAAUGAGUUGGGGAGCCUGGGCAGACAGGCUUGGAGAGGGAGGGCUUUGGGCCGGAGGUGCCGGUCCUGGGGUUGCCACCCAGCUGGCGGCAAUCAAGGAGGAUGUGAGCAGCAGACCCCUGCUCCCCUCUAAGGCUGGGGACCCCUAGGAAGCAGGAGAGUGGAGGAGCCUCACCGCCUGCCGGCGGCCCCCCCUCCACUCCUCAGAGACACCUGCUGCGCCAGGAGCUGGGUGAGACCGCGCUGAGGUCCGGUAUGGGGCUGUGCCCUGCACGGGGUCGCAGCCCCCAGGGGCUGCAAAGGCAGGCCUUGGCUUGAAGAAGGUUUGAGUCCCAGUUUGUUGCCUCACCUGGUAGCUUCAUGUGCUGGAGGGAGGGAGGAGUUUUCUAUAAAUAAAGGUUCGUUCUUUUUCUCGUU